AAGCGGCCGCGGGCGGCUCGGGGGGCAGCGCCACGAUGCCGGGGCUGCUCCUGCUGCUGCUGCUGCUGGCCCCCCCCGGGCCCCCUCGGCAACUGCCGGCCGGCCUCGGGGCUUCUCCUCCCAGGGAAGCGCGGCGAGUGCCCCCCGCCCAGCAGGAUCCCCCCGCAGCCCUGCGACAGGUUCUGCUCCUCGGACGAGGACUGCCCGGGCAGCGAGCGCUGCUGCAGCACCGGCUGCGGACGGGAGUGCCGGCUCCCCGCCGGAGCCAAGAGGGGCUUCUGUCCGCGGCUGGACCCUAACCUGGUGACCAUCUGCCUGGUGGAGUGCGGCAGUGACAGCAAGUGCCGAGGCACGGAGAAGUGCUGCAACAUGGGCUGCCACAUCCACUGCACGCAGCCGGUACCAGCCAAACCGGGCGUCUGCCCCAAGAGAAGGGUGCUGCAGACCUUCGCCCCCUGCAACAGCUCCUGCAGCGAUGACACCGACUGUCCUCGCCAUGAGAAGUGCUGCUUCACAGGCUGCGGCCGCGGCUGCCUGCCUCCGGUCAGAGGUACCGGGCUCCCGCUCCUGCCCGCUGGUUGGGACCACCGGCUGGGUCCUGCUGCCUCCAACGGCCCCGUGUCCUCGGGUAACAUCUGUCACCUCCCGCCCGUGCCUGGCCCGUGCAGGGGACACUUCCGUCACUACGCCUACAACCCUGCCACGGGGACCUGCCAGCCAUUCAUCUACAGCGGCUGUGGGGGGAACCCCAACAACUUCAGGACGAUGGAGGAGUGCCAGCAGGUCUGCCAGCAACUGGGUGAGAGGAGGGGCUGGACUGGGCCAGACUGGGCUGCCCCUGCCCCGGCAGAGGGAAAGCCAAGGAGUGACCCUGAGGAGGAGGUGGCAGCGGGGCCUGGACCCCCUGCAGGACUGGCAGCGCGGGGGGCCGGGGUCUGCGGCGCUGCUGGCUGCUGCGCUCUGCCCCAUGCAAUAAAGCUGCCAGGACGCCUGGCUUGCAGCAGCACAGCCUCCACUCCACGUCCACCUGUGCUGGAGCUGCGAGCCCAGACCCUGGCAAAGCCUGGGGACCCCGUGCCUGGCAUGCGGGGCGCAGGCUUGCUCAUGGUGGCCAGUGGCCCCAGCCAGCCCCUCUCGCCAGGCUUUCAGCCCAGCCUCCCCCAGCAGGCAGCUGCAAUCACCUCCAAAUCGAUGGCGCUGUGCCGGCAAGCUCGUCUGAAAGCUCGUCUGCUCCAGCUGCAGCGGUGCCGCGUGUCCCCGGCACUGCUCUGCCCCGGCCACCCUGGCACACCUGCAGCCCCCCGGGAAGGGCCGGCCGCCUCGGGGGGCUGCGCGGCUGCAGGGACCUGCCGGAGGGUGCUGGGGGCGGCCGGUGUGUGCGGGAGCCGUGUGCCCAGGCGAGCCCACCGCCGCCUCCCUGGAGCCUGGCUGGGUGUUUCUGCCCCGUGCCAGCCUCUCCUGGCCUUCAUCCCCAGCUGA
Molecule: messenger RNA, 1479 nt
Organism: Aquila chrysaetos chrysaetos
Lineage: Eukaryota; Metazoa; Chordata; Aves; Accipitriformes; Accipitridae
Product: papilin-like
Exons: 7
Cellular component (GO): extracellular region
Molecular function (GO): serine-type endopeptidase inhibitor activity
Source: RefSeq, a predicted model, not a curated record